This is a messenger RNA of Drosophila yakuba, 1688 nucleotides long. RefSeq names its product tetraspanin-9. Gene Ontology annotation, cellular component: membrane. NCBI's taxonomy places the organism in Eukaryota, Metazoa, Arthropoda, Insecta, Diptera, Drosophilidae. Bases 80 to 931 code for a protein of 283 amino acids. The transcript has 6 exons. The record is from RefSeq and is a predicted model, not a curated record.
GUGCCCUAAUAGUGCGAAUCGAAAUCGGAAAUUUCGUUGAAAACUGCAAUCAAAAUCGACCUGAAGCCAAUAUCCCGCGAUGGGCAAUGCUGGCUACACUUGCAUACGCCGCACAUUCUGCUGGCUCAACAUCAUUCUAUGGCUGUGUAGCUGCGCUUUCUUGGGAGCCGGACUCUGGUUGCGACUGAGCUACGCGGGAUACGCUACCUUGCUGCCCCAGCACGCCGGCCUGAGUGCGGACACCAUCUUCAUGGGCAUCGGCGGCACCGGGUUUGUGGUCAGCUUCUUUGGCUGCUGCGGAGCCUGGGUGCAGUCCCGCUGUCUCUUGGUCUUGUACUUCAUGCUGAUUGUGAUGCUGUUCAUGAGCGAGUUCCUGGUGGGCUCCAUUGCCUUUCUCUUCCGCGGCGGACUGGGACGGACAUUGGCCAACGAGUUGCGCUUCGGCAUCGAGCGGCACUACAACAGCAGCGAUCGGGGAUCUCUGGUGGCGCCAUCGGUGGCCUCAAUUUGGGACAGCGUGCAGCAGUCGUUCGAGUGCUGUGGCGUCUCCUCCUACGAGGAUUGGUAUGACAUCCAGUCGUGGCCGGGCAGGCGCUGGGUGCCCGAAUCCUGCUGCAGGACCCUUUACGAUCAGCGCCAGGUGCUCACCGAAGGAUCCGGCGACGGAAUGAUGCGUCCCGACUGCGGCAGGUCGGAGAACCCGUCGCUGUGGUGGGACAAGGGCUGUGCCCACUCGCUGCAGAGCUGGUUUACCGGCCAGCUGAACGUGGUGGGCGCCGUGGGACUGGGCAUCGCCUUUGUCCAGCUGUUCGGGCUGAUCACCUCGAUGCUGCUGUUCUGCACGGUGAAGCAUAAGCGCUCCUCGGACACCUACAAGUCCUACUCGCCGUCAAUCGAUCCCCAGACCCGCACCAGCAGUUGGGAGGACUGAACGCGAUUGUGAGCGUUGGUGGUGGGCGGACUUCUAAAUUGGCGGGUUGGAUGCGGAUGCGGAUGCAGAUGCAGAUGUCGCUAUCUCUAUUCCUUUUGUUAACUCUCUCUCUCUCUCUCUUUCUCUCUUAGUUUCUAAUUUAUUCUGCGAAAUGUGCCAAAAAUUAAUUUAAUUUUUUUUUGUUUGUUUUUGUUUUGUAAUCUGUAGGCGAAGACAUAUCGAACAAAAUUGAACUGGCAGCAAGUUGCUACCGGUGUUAAACAAUCACAUAUAUGUAGUUAGCGGUGUAUCCAUAUUGUGAUGUGCUCUCUAGUAGUAGUAGUUUAAGGUCCAAGUACCGAAACGCACAUAGAACAGGGUAUAUUGUGUUCCAUCACCAAUCAUGGCUGGUUAGAGUGCCAGAGGAGUACCUGAGAUACAGCUGGUGUGUGGAGCGGGAUAUGCUCGUAAUCCUAAAUUCAACUAAAUCAAAAUAUCAACUAUAUAUUUAUACAUAUUUAUACAAUAUACUUAUGUUACUUUAUGGAACUUUGUAGUAGUCGAAAUAGCAGAAACCGCAACUGCCCGAAAAGCGUGAGAAAAAUGAAGCGAGAAGACGAAGUGAAGAGAAAGUGAAUGAAGUGGGAGCAAAUAUUACAUAGCUACUAUGGGUAUGAUUAUUUUAUUUAUACAUACAAAUAUUUAUAUCGAAAUGCAUUCCUACACAACAUGUUCGUGUUAAGUUACAAAUAAAUUAAAGUAUUUAUUUAAAUUACAA